CAGCAGGACUCAGAGGGGAGAGUUGGAGGAAAAAAAAAAAAGGCAGAAAAGGGAAAGAAAGAGGAAGAGAGAGAGAGAGUGUGUGUGUGAGGGAGAGGAGCGGCUGAGCCCACCCCGAUGGCCGCGGACGAAGUUACUGGAGGGGCGCGCAAAGCCACGAAAAGCAAACUUUUUGAGUUUCUGGUCCAUGGGGUGCGCCCCGGGAUGCCGUCUGGAGCCCGGAUGCCCCAUCAGGGGGCGCCCAUGGGUCCCCCGGGUUCCCCGUACAUGGGCAGCCCCGCCGUUCGGCCUGGCCUGGCCCCGGCCGGAAUGGAGCCAGCCCGCAAGCGAGCAGCACCCCCACCCGGGCAGAGCCAGGCGCAGAGUCAGGGCCAGCCAGUGCCCACAGCCCCUACCAGGAGCCGCAGUGCCAAGAGGAGGAAGAUGGCUGACAAAAUCCUCCCUCAAAGGAUCCGAGAGCUGGUCCCUGAGUCCCAGGCUUACAUGGACCUGUUGGCCUUUGAGAGGAAGCUGGACCAGACCAUCAUGCGGAAGCGAGUGGACAUCCAAGAAGCCCUGAAAAGGCCAAUGAAGCAAAAGAGGAAGCUUCGGCUCUAUAUCUCCAACACGUUUAACCCUGCAAAGCCAGAUGCAGAGGACUCAGAUGGCAGCAUCGCAUCCUGGGAACUGCGGGUGGAGGGGAAACUGCUGGAUGACGUACGUCCUGGCCCAGCCCAGCCUUAUUCUACCCCCCAUGGCCCCUGUUUUGCCCCCACGGCCCCUGUUCUGCUCCCACAGCCCAGCAAGCAGAAGCGGAAGUUCUCUUCCUUCUUUAAGAGUUUGGUCAUUGAGCUGGACAAAGAUCUCUAUGGCCCAGACAACCACUUGGUGGAGUGGCACCGGACACCCACAACACAGGAAACGGAUGGAUUCCAGGUAAAACGGCCAGGGGACCUGAGCGUGCGCUGCACCUUACUCCUUAUGUUGGAUUACCAGCCUCCCCAGUUCAAACUGGAUCCUCGCCUGGCACGACUGCUGGGGCUUCACACACAGAGCCGAUCAGCCAUCGUGCAGGCCCUGUGGCAAUACGUAAAGACUAAUCGGCUGCAGGAUUCUCAUGACAAAGAGUACAUCAAUGGGGACAAGUACUUCCAGCAGAUCUUUGACUGUCCUCGGCUGAAAUUUUCUGAAAUCCCCCAGCGCCUCACAGCCCUGCUACUGCCCCCAGACCCAAUUGUAAUCAACCAUGUCAUCAGUGUGGACCCCUCAGACCAGAAGAAGACAGCAUGCUAUGAUAUUGACGUGGAGGUGGAAGAGCCACUGAAGGGUCAGAUGAGCAGCUUCCUUCUGUCCACAGCCAACCAGCAGGAGAUCAGUGCCCUGGACAGUAAGAUCCAUGAGACCAUUGAGUCUAUAAACCAGCUCAAGAUUCAGAGGGACUUCAUGCUGAGUUUCUCCAGAGACCCCAAAGGCUAUGUCCAAGACCUUCUCCGCUCCCAGAGUCGGGACCUUAAGGUAAUGACAGAUGUAGCAGGAAAUCCUGAGGAGGAACGUCGGGCAGAGUUCUACCACCAGCCCUGGUCCCAGGAAGCUGUCAGCCGCUAUUUCUACUGCAAGAUCCAGCAGCGCAGGCAGGAACUGGAGCAAUCCCUGGGUGUGCGCAACACCUAGGGACACCUCCUUGGACCAGACUCCACCAUGGACCUCCAGGGCCAGGUCCCCCCCCACCCCAGGGACCGCCCCCUGGGCUGUAACAUCACUUCUGAGAUAUUUUCCAUGUGGGGCUGAGGGGACCAGAUUAAAGGUCAUUCGGCUACCA
Molecule: messenger RNA, 1798 nt
Organism: Phascolarctos cinereus (koala)
Lineage: Eukaryota; Metazoa; Chordata; Mammalia; Diprotodontia; Phascolarctidae
Source: RefSeq, a predicted model, not a curated record